Molecule: messenger RNA, 1195 nt
Organism: Hippocampus zosterae (dwarf seahorse)
Lineage: Eukaryota; Metazoa; Chordata; Actinopteri; Syngnathiformes; Syngnathidae
Product: thialysine N-epsilon-acetyltransferase-like
Exons: 6
Coding region: 572-1093 (173 amino acids)
Molecular function (GO): N-acetyltransferase activity
Source: RefSeq, a predicted model, not a curated record
CACGCAAGCCCGGGGAGAACAUGCAAAUUCCACACAGGGAGGCUGGAGCUGGAAUCGAACCCAGUACCUCUGCACUGUGAAGCCGACGUGCUAACCACUGGCCUACCGGACCGCCCUACGGAAAUAUGUGUUUGAAAAAAUAUAGCACAGAUAUGAAUCAUAAGUGGGUCAUGCGCAGCCAGAAGUGACCAUUUGAUUAGAUGCGCGUUGCAAACAUGGAGGUUAACAUACGCGCCGCUACCAAAGUAGACUGCAAAAACAUACAGUAUUGAGAUUGAUAAUGGCAAGUAACACACACACACACACGCGCGCGCGCGCGCACAAAUAUAUAUUCGUCCGUCAAAUGUAAACGAUUAUUUUGUCUAACGUCAUCAGAAUACCUCGAUUUAAAAAAAGUCGCUGCUAUAUCUUUUAUUUUGAAGGGAUACCAUUAGCACGGAUGCACAAUUGCGGUGUCUUCUUUUAACACGGAAGUUAGGAAAGACUAUUAAUGAAGUGAGCACGAGCAGUUCAGAGCUGAAUGCGCGAACUUCACUUAACGUGACUCCAGUUUUAUUCUACUGUGGCAAACAUGAACUUCACAAUACGUGCUGCGACUAAAGUGGACUGCAAAGACAUAUCAAGAAUGAUAAUGGAACUGGCACUGUUUGAAAAGAUGACUGAUCAAGUGAAGAUAUCAUCCGAGGAAUUGGAGCGUGAUGGUUUCUGCCCAAAUCCUUUAUUUGAAUGUCUUGUCGCAGAGGUACCAAAGGAGAACAAAUCUAAACAAGGAUUCACCACUGUUGGGUACGGCCUUUACUUUUACACAUACAGCACAUGGAAGGGACGAUCGAUGCAUUUGGAGGAUUUGUAUGUGAUGCCUGAAUUCCGAGGAUUUGGCAUCGGAAAAGGUUUACUGAGCACCGUUGCGAAGGUGGCCAAAGAGAAGCAUUGUGCUCGCUUGCAAUUAAGCGUUUUGGACUGGAACGCCCCUUCACGAGACUUCUACGCUGCUCGAGGAGCUCAGGAUCUCACCAUCAAGGAAGGUUGGCACUUAAUACGUUUUGAUGGACAAAGUCUCGACAAUUUGGGAAAUGAUGCACAGAAGAAAUAAAAGGGAUUCCGACACGGCCCCGGAAGUGGCCGAAGAUGGAUGGAUGGAUUUUCUGCUCAUACCUUUCAAUAAAACAUACCAUAUGGUUCCUUUCCUACAGUU